Messenger RNA from Solanum pennellii, 1531 nucleotides. Its product is annotated as chaperone protein dnaJ 49-like. Bases 154 to 936 code for a protein of 260 amino acids. The transcript has 3 exons. Gene Ontology annotation, cellular component: endoplasmic reticulum membrane. The record is from RefSeq and is a predicted model, not a curated record. Lineage: Eukaryota; Viridiplantae; Streptophyta; Magnoliopsida; Solanales; Solanaceae. Gene Ontology annotation, molecular function: Hsp70 protein binding. Gene Ontology annotation, biological process: cellular response to misfolded protein.
UAAUACAAAGUAAAAAACAUUUGCAUUCUCAGAAAUCAAUUUUGUUUUUUUCAAGCAACAUCUUCUCUCUCUCGUCCAUUGCUCAUCAGGCUUCAAUUUCCAUUGAAGGGCUUGUAAUUGAAUAGGAUUGAAGUUGAUGAGCUAAAUGUUACAAUGGAUAGUAACAAAGAUGAGGCUUUAAGAUGCAUUAGUAUAGCUAAAGAUGCAAUUUCAUCAGGCAAUAAACAGAGAGCCCUAAAAUUUAUUGGAAUCGCGCAUCGUCUUAAUAAAAAUUUAUCAUUGGAUGAUCUUCUUACUGCUUGUGAAAAUCUUGAUUCAUCGACUCGUGGUGCAUUUAACGAGGUUAAAAACGACGUUGCUAGUGUGAAAAAUGAGACAGGGGAUGUGAUGAAUUGUAGAGAGGAACAUGUAGAGAUGAUUAGAAGAAUUAAGAGUAAGAAGGACUAUUAUGAUAUUCUUGGUUUGGAGUCAAGUUGUUCAUUUGAUGAAAUUAGAAGAGCAUAUCGAAAAAUUUCGUUGAAAGUUCACCCUGAUAAAAACAAGUAUCCAGGUUCUGAAGACGUGUUUAAGAAAGUAGCAAAGGCGUUUAAGUGUUUGAGUGAUGUUGGUUCAAGGAGAGAGUAUGAUGAGAUAGGUUAUGCUGAAGAAUUCGUGUAUAGUCAGGAGUGUAAUGUUAGUGGCACGAGGAGAAGAAGAACGAGGCACGAGUAUAGUUCUGGUGAUGAGUUUGAUCCCAAUGAGAUUUUCAAGUCAUUUUUCGGUCAUGAUGAUGAUGUGUUUAGGAGAAGUACUUAUGUUUACAGGACGAGAACUGCUGGUGCUGAGCUGAGAGUAGUGGAAUUAGGUCCUGUUGCGCGUAAAUUAGUACUUUUCCUUCAAUUGGUGAUGUUUUUGUUUAUUGUUCUACUUGUAUAUCGUCCUUACUUUGGAGACUGACUAAGAGAGGAAGAAUUUUUGUUAUUGCGCCUGAAUUUGAUUAGAACUAUUGACUUGAUAUUCCUUAUAUCGAAGACCAUGUUACUGGAUAUGAACACGAGUCACGACUUCCAUUGGAAUGGAAUUGCUUCGUUGAUAUAUCUUUAUUCGUGCUAGUAUUGUCAGGCUUAGCCUUCUUACCCUAAGUACGAGGAUCCUUUCUUCGUGUAAAUGUUCAUAGGCAAAAAGGACAUUCCUUUGAUCCUGUUGACGGGAUCAGGAUCAGAAUCAGGAUCAGAAUCAGCCAGUGUCGCAGUGUGUAAGGCCCUUUCCUGAAAGAGGUUGAAACAAUGGAACAAGAAACAUUUAACGACUAACUGUGCCAACAUUCGAGAUUUUGAAGUAGCUUGAGGUCUAUUGUCUAGAUGCAUGGAACUUUCAGGUGGUAAUUGAACACUUCUCAAAUAUUUUAAGUGAUAAAGCCCCGUCUGGCACCUGUGUUGGUGAGAGGUGUAGCAUGUAUUUUGUAAAUUUAAGUAAAAGUAAGUGUAAAUUGAUCUGAACAAUACGAUUAUCCGAGAGAAAAAAAUAAGAGGAAUUUAACAAUAUAUAUCUA